Messenger RNA from Piliocolobus tephrosceles (Ugandan red Colobus), 3506 nucleotides. It is a transcript of the gene PRR7, whose product is annotated as proline rich 7, synaptic. The record is from RefSeq and is a predicted model, not a curated record. Bases 2500 to 3336 code for a protein of 278 amino acids. NCBI's taxonomy places the organism in Eukaryota, Metazoa, Chordata, Mammalia, Primates, Cercopithecidae. The transcript is spliced from 3 exons.
GCUUCGAAGAGUGUGGUGCCCAGCCCUCAGGCAGGGAGCACCCUGGGGACACACACAUCUCUGCAUCCUCAGCUCAGAAGCCACCAUCAUCAGAGCUAAUGUUUGUUGGCACCUCCACACCCUUGGCAUGGAUUAGCUUCAUCUUCACCGAUGAGGUUAGAUGAAGCAACUUGGAGGUUAAGAAACUCAGCAAGGGUCUUGCUUUCAUCCCCCUGUCGUGCUCCCAGUGAGCGUGAGGCCCGAGAAAACAUGCAGAGCGAUAUGGUUCAAAAACAGUACAGAUAAAUCAAGAUGGAACCCUAAAACAUGUUCAAAUAACCUUCAAGAAAGUAGGAAAAGAGAAACAGGAAACAAACAGAACAUGAGUAAUAGAAUGAUAAAAUGGCAAACCAGUCCGUCUGCCUGCAGGGCAUCGUUCCUAGCACCUGAAUGUGUUGGGUGGGUAGGAGGAGGCAGGUAUGUGCUACUACCAGUCUGGAGCAGCGUGGACAGUGGAGGGAGUGACUGGGAGAAGCAGGCUGCAGGCAAGGUCUGAGUCUGAAAGGCUCCCAGACAAGGGCAAGAGCUCACAUAGGAAAGGAGCAGUAAGGGGGCAUGGUUUUUUCAGGAGGCUUUGCAAAGUCUGGCCUGGUCAGGUAGAGCAUUUUGAAAGGUCUGAAUGAACCUCUGAUGUUUAUGUAUUGAGCACCUAUGGUCGGUUAGUGAGAGUCUACUGAGCACCUGGGAGGGAGGCUUCAGACAGGAUUCCAGUCCCGUGGGCCUGCUGUGACACUGCCAAGGGGACAGUGUUCAGCGUCAAAUCCCCACCCACUCUGCCUGGGGGCAGAGCCAGGUUGGGGCCAUGGGGCUAGCUAUGUGACCUUAAGCAAGUGCCUUCCUCUUGCUCUUUGGCCCAAAGUUGCCUAGUCUAUAAAAUGCAGCUAUGAUGGCACCCAGCAGGUCCUGGGCGUGGCCUGCCCUGUCUGGCCUAAUGCCCUACCUGCUGAGCUGGGUGUCCUCAGGGCACAGACCCUGUCUUUUGUCUCUUGCUAACCUAGAGCUACCAUGACAUCUCCCCUUCAUCCUGUAGCUCUUUCUCAUGCUGCUAUUCCAUAGCAGCGUCGGGCUGGUGGUCAGGCAUGCCAGGGCCCUGGUGGGAAGCGAUGGGAAUGCACAUUUUGGCUGCUAGCUGGCCUGUCUGCCCAGUGCCCCCAUGGCUGCCACUUACAUCUGGCUUAUCACAUAGGGAGUGUUUUGACAGAGUUUGGAUUCAGACUCAGGCUAAAUCCUAGCUCCUCCCCUUCUGAGCUGUGUGACCUGGGGCGAGUCAUUUCCCUCUCUUAGCCUAUCUCCCUGUCUAGCAAAUGGGCACAACCAGCAUGGACAAGGUGGUGUUGAGAGGAUUCUGUGUGGUCCUUGAAAGAUAUUUCUAAUUCAGCUAAACCCCAUUACCUCCAGCCCCAGAGUUACCUUUUCUGACCCGGAGCUGUUCCUGCCUGGCAGGCCAGGGGGACCUCUAGUUAGUGCCAGUUUCCUCAGAGCAUUCCUGAUGUCUCAGGAAAAGAAUAACAGAUGUAAUUAACUCCCAGUGACUGGCAGCAUCGUGUUUUUAUCUGGGCUGCGUUACCAUGGCAGCCUCACGGCAGGGUUGUCGAGGGGGCGGGCAGAGCUAUGGUUCCUGCCAUUGUCUGUUCUGGAACGCAGGCCCAGGAGAAGGGGACCAGCACGGGCACCAAGUGGCACGUGGCUGAAGGCAGCCAUGGAGUCAGGGGCCAUCUGGGGAGAAGUGUGGGGUGGCCCAUGGCCUGGCUGUCCCCCCAGCUUGGGGCUCAGGCUCCCUGUGGCUCUCAAAGCAGAGUGUGUGUGUGCCUUGGACGUGCUGAGGGUAGGAGGGUCCGUGGGGCUCCUGGAAGAGGCCCACAAAGUAGCCCAGGCAGCACUACCCCCCACCCCACCCAGGCUAGGGUUUUGUGGCCAGGCCUGGGUUCAAAUUAUGCUUCCACCACCUGCCAUCUCCACAGCCAGUUUUCCCCAACUCCUCAUCUGUAAAAUAGGAAUCAUUCCAGUUACCCGAAGGCUUUCGUUCAAACCCUUGUGUAUAAGGCAUUCAGGAAAGGCUCAGUUCUGUUCUGCGGGGGCGGUGAGCAGUCACCUGCCACCCUUCACUCAGAGUCAGGGCUCCCUCCUACCUCUUAGGGUGCAAGGUUCCCCCUCUCACCCGCGUUUGUGGAGAGGAGGAAGCGGAACUAGAGAUGCCCAUCUGGCGUGAGUGCAGGACCAGGUCCCGCGCGGCCCCGGGUGAGGCACGCCCGCGCGCCCGCCGGCGCCAUGGGAAGGAGCGGGCGCCGCUGCUGUCCCCCGCCGGCGCGCGCACGACUUGAGACCUGCCACGGGCAGCCCCCGGCCGCGGGUCCCCGAGUGACGCUGGCGGCACCUGAGAGUGUGGCGCGGGCCCGGGGCCACGCAGAGGAGCCCAGAGUCCAGUGAAGCGGCUGAGGACCCGCCGCCCGUGCCGCCGCCAUGGUGAUGUCCCAGGGCACCUACACGUUCCUCACGUGCUUCGCCGGCUUUUGGCUCAUCUGGGGUCUCAUCGUCCUGCUCUGCUGCUUCUGCAGCUUCCUGCGCCGCCGCCUCAAACGGCGCCAGGAGGAGCGACUGCGCGAGCAGAACCUGCGCGCCCUAGAGCUGGAGCCCCUCGAACUCGAGGGCAGUCUGGCCGGGAGUCCCCCGGGCCUGGCGCCGCCGCAGCCACCGCCGCACCGCAGUCGCCUGGAGGCGCCGGCGCACGCGCACUCGCAUCCGCACGUGCACGUGCACCCGCUGCUGCACCACGGGCCCGCGCAGCCGCACGCGCACCCGCAUCCGCAUCCACACCCACAGCCGCACCACCACGCGCUCCCGCACCCGCCGCCUCCGCACUUGUCGGUGCCGCCACGGCCCUGGAGCUACCCGCGCCAAGCGGAAUCGGACAUGUCCAAGCCACCGUGUUACGAAGAGGCGGUGCUGAUGGCCGAGCCGCCGCCGCCCUACAGCGAGGUGCUCACGGACACGCGCGGCCUCUACCGCAAGAUCGUCACGCCCUUCCUGAGCCGCCGCGACAGCGCGGAAAAACAGGAGCAGCCGCCUCCCAGCUACAAGCCGCUCUUCCUGGACCGGGGCUACACCUCCGCGCUGCACCUGCCCAGCGCCCCUCGGCCCGCGCCGCCCUGCCCAGCCCUCUGCCUGCAGGCCGACCGUGGCCGCCGGGUCUUCCCCAGCUGGACCGACUCAGAGCUCAGCAGCCGCGAGCCACUGGAGCACGGGGCUUGGCGUCUGCCGGUCUCCAUCCCCUUGUUCGGGAGGACUACAGCCGUAUAGAAGGGCGCCCGGCGCCCCGGGCCCCACCGGCGGACUCCUGGCCUGACUGCGGGGCUUUUUAAAUGCUUCCCUGGACUGCGGGGAGGGGCGGGGGGAGGGAGGGAUUUCUUAUCCCGUUUGUUACAUUUUGAGGAUAAUAAAGGUGUGUGAUCUGGUUUGGUACAAGCGGA